Messenger RNA from Homalodisca vitripennis (glassy-winged sharpshooter), 1944 nucleotides. RefSeq names its product WSCD family member GA21586. Bases 784 to 1623 code for a protein of 279 amino acids. The transcript has 4 exons. NCBI's taxonomy places the organism in Eukaryota, Metazoa, Arthropoda, Insecta, Hemiptera, Cicadellidae. The record is from RefSeq and is a predicted model, not a curated record.
ACAUCAAGAAUGCAGGUUAGGCCUAGACCUAACAGAAGUAGAGUAAUUGAUAGGAGUGUAUUAGCCAGAAACUCUGAAUCGGAUGAUAGCACUGAAGGGCCUACUGACAGUGAUAUUUGGUUUAGUAUAAACAAUGAGAGUCUCAGCAACUUCACUCAUGAUUUUUCUUUUGUUGAAUCUCCUGGACUUAGACAUUGCCGACUUGUUGACCCUAAGCCUAUUUACACUAUUUUUACAGAAACACUUUUGACUAUGUUUGUGAUUGAAAGCAACAGGCACGCUAACCAGACAAUAUUUCACCUGGUAAUCACAGGCAAGGCUUGUCCCCUGAACAUUUUAGAAAUGGAAGCCUUUAUUGCCUUAAAAGCACAUGGGUGGGAUUGACCCUUUUGACAUUAUGCUGUGUAUUCUUAUCUUGACGAAAGAUGACCCGUGAAGUACUGGAAGAAAAUAAUUUUUAAUAUGUUUGCAAGAAUGGUAGUAAAUUUCUACAUUGUAUGCAAGGAAAAUUGUGUCCAAAACGACAGGAAACCUCUUUCUAGAUAUCAGUACAUUGUGCAAAUAAUUGAAAGCAUUUCUGAUGAAUGGGUAGCACAGCAAGGUAAUACCGUAAACGUAGAGAGUGAAAAAAAGGAAAAUUGGCGUAGAAAAAUUUCCCGGGAAACAAGAAAAGACUUCUUUUGUAUGUACAAAGAGGGGGCCAGAUAUCAAAACAGGAAGAGAUCAAGAAUGAUUUGCACCAACUGUGGGAAAGGCUGAUAAACAUUUACGCCUAUAUAAGUUAUGAUUUUGAACUAUAAUUUAAUUCUUAGUUCUUCAGCAUCCGAAAUCCUGUAUGUGGAUCAAAAUGGUGCCGUAUCUUCUAGUAGACAACAAGCCAUAGAGUUGACUGGCGGGGGUGUGAGUACUCGGAGAGCCAACUUGAACUGGUGUCGACCCUUACACUUCAUUCCAGAAGCUGAAUCUCGGCCCGUCAUCGCCUUGGCGUCGUUCCCUGGCAGUGGAAAUACCUGGCUGCGCUACCUGCUACAACAAGCCACAGGUGUAUACACCGGAUCCGUAUACAAGGACUAUGGUCUAUUGAAGAAUGGUUUCCCAGCCGAGUCAGUGGUUAACGGAAGUGUGAGUGUCGUGAAAACACAUGAGUGGGGCCCCACCAGUCGCAAGAGGUUCCACAGGGCUGUGUUGUUGAUCAGAGCUCCAGGCCCCGCCAUCCUCGCCGAGUUCAACCGCCAAAGCGGUGGACAUGUGGGUUUUGCGUCACCGGAGCGAUACCGGAGGAACAAGGGCCGCUAUUGGCAACAGUUUGUCAAAGACAAACUGCGGACCUGGCGGCUCUCCAACUUGGACUGGCUGUGGAACUUCACCGGGCCCACCCACGUUAUCGUGUACGAAGAGCUUGUCUCCCACCUGGAACGAACUCUCCGUGCCCUCAUCGAGUUCCUCGAAUUGCCUUUGGACGAGGCGGAACUUCAGUGUGCCAUCGUUCGGCGCGAAGGCAUAUACAAGCGCAAAUCACGGGCUGUCACCCUUGAUCCCUUCACACCGUACAUGAAAGCUAGCCUUAAAGCCGAGCAGGACUUUGUGUUCAAAGAAAUACAGAUGUACCUUGACUCUGCCUAAUUGUUCUUAUUUCAGGCCGAUGUUGACUGUUGAGUUUAUCGCUGUACGUGCACAAUGGUUGUGUUCUGACUGUAGUAAUAAAGUACUUGCACAUAGAAACACUGUUGAUAAUGGUCGUUAUCUUCCUGUUUACUAUAAAGACUGAUUUGUUACUAGCCUAUGUGUUUAAAGUCGCUCAUCGCUUCAAUUGUUAGUUUGUUUAGAUUUUAGGAAUAUUGUAGAGACUCUCUACUGACCAAAAUGUUGUGGAACAGUUGCCUAAACAAUUCUGUGCAAACACUUAAGGAACACUGUAAGGAAAAUAUAUACUUUCUCUUUUAA